ACACCUUCAGUGCCCACAACCUCGUGACCACACUGUGACAACAACACGUACAUAUCAUAACCAACAAGCUGUUCUAGAAUGUUCCCAGUAACGACUCCGCAGAAAGAAAUGACAUACUAAAACAUUUACGAAAUGGAUUCCACAGAAGACGAAUUUUAUAAUAUAUGCCUGAACCUAACAACGGAAGAAGUGAGCCUAGGUGGUUGCAAUUACAGCAGUGAAUAUGAAAAUGGAGAAUUACUUGAAAAGGUCGUAUCUAGGGUUGUGCCAAUAUUCUUCGGAUUUAUUGGUAUCGUCGGACUGGUGGGCAACGCUUUAGUGGUUCUUGUCGUAGCUGCCAACCCUGGUAUGAGAUCGACGACCAAUCUAUUAAUAAUAAAUCUUGCAGUAGCAGAUCUUCUGUUUGUAAUAUUCUGCGUGCCAUUUACCGCAACAGACUAUGUGAUGCCAAGAUGGCCUUUCGGGGACUGGUGGUGCAAAGUGGUCCAAUACUUCAUAGUGGUAACGGCUCACGCAUCAGUCUACACACUGGUGCUGAUGUCUCUAGAUAGGUUUAUGGCUGUGGUGCAUCCUAUAGCAUCAAUGUCGAUAAGAACGGAGAAGAAUGCAUUGCUGGCAAUAGCCUGCAUCUGGGUAGUGAUUCUAACGACAGCAAUACCGGUGGGGAUCUGCCAUGGGGAGAGGGAGUAUGCUUAUUACCAUAGAAAUCACUCGUCGUGUGUGUUUCUGGAGGAGCAGGGAUACAGCAGACUGGGAUUCCAGAUGUCUUUCUUUCUGUCGUCGUAUGUAAUUCCAUUGGCGCUGAUCAGCGUGCUGUACAUGUGCAUGCUGACGAGGCUGUGGAAGAGCGCGCCAGGGGGAAGGGUGUCAGCGGAGAGCAGGAGGGGGAGAAAGAAGGUCACCAGGAUGGUUGUGGUUGUAGUCGUCGUGUUUGCUGUAUGCUGGUGCCCAAUACAGAUAAUUCUACUGGUGAAGGCGUUGGACAAGUACAACAUAACUUACUUCACGGUGACGGCGCAGAUUGUCUCGCACGUGCUGGCGUAUAUGAACAGUUGUGUGAACCCUCUACUCUAUGCGUUCCUGUCAGAAAACUUCAGGGUUGCAUUUAGAAAGGUCAUGUACUGCCCCCCUCCGUACACAGACGCGAUGUCCGGCCGCCCGCAGCCUACGAAGACCACACGCACCGGAAACGGAAACUCCUGCCACGACAUCGUCUGAGAGUCAGUUCGCAGUCGCACGCGCUUACCAUCCGCUGAUCAAGCUACCAUCGUCUAGAACUCUUCAGGUCAACCGCCGGCGACUGCACUUUCCAACUAUACCUAAAGCAUUAUGCUCUAAUUUCCUUUGCUUUUAUUUUUUUUUAAUCUGUGAUGUAAAUAGACUCGUUUUAGUUUAGA
This is a messenger RNA of Achroia grisella, 1397 nucleotides long. RefSeq names its product allatostatin-A receptor (gene AstA-R1). The transcript has 5 exons. Gene Ontology annotation, cellular component: membrane. Gene Ontology annotation, biological process: G protein-coupled receptor signaling pathway. The record is from RefSeq and is a predicted model, not a curated record. Gene Ontology annotation, molecular function: G protein-coupled receptor activity. Lineage: Eukaryota; Metazoa; Arthropoda; Insecta; Lepidoptera; Pyralidae. Bases 133 to 1218 code for a protein of 361 amino acids.